This is a messenger RNA of Peromyscus californicus insignis, 4204 nucleotides long. RefSeq names its product zinc finger protein 883-like. The transcript has 5 exons. Gene Ontology annotation, cellular component: nucleus. Gene Ontology annotation, molecular function: DNA-binding transcription factor activity, RNA polymerase II-specific; RNA polymerase II cis-regulatory region sequence-specific DNA binding. The coding region runs from base 122 to 2290 and encodes 722 amino acids. Gene Ontology annotation, biological process: regulation of transcription by RNA polymerase II. The record is from RefSeq and is a predicted model, not a curated record. NCBI's taxonomy places the organism in Eukaryota, Metazoa, Chordata, Mammalia, Rodentia, Cricetidae.
GUAACGAUGUAGAAAGAGGAAAGAUCACCACUGGGGCCACUUAUAUAUGUAAACUGCCUACACGUGUCCUUCAAAUUCUGGAAGAAAGUGUUCCAGUGUAUUUCACCAUCAUCCUUUCAGGAUGGAAGCCAUCACUUUGUCUCAUGGUUCAUUUUCUAGGGACCCAUGCUACUUUUAUAAUGAAAGGACAGAGAUGGACAGGAUGGUGUCUGACUGCCUGACAAAUAGUUACCAGGAGUCAGUGACCUUUGAGGAUGUGGCUAUAGACUUCACCCAGGAGGAAUGGACUUUAUUGGACACAAAACAAAGGAACCUUUACAGAGAGGUGAUGCUGGAGAACUACCAGAACCUGGCCUCAUUAGAAUGGGCUAUGCGACUUAACACCAGAGGGACAAUGUUUCAGCAGGAUAUUUUUCAGUUAAAAAUAUCAAAUGAGAUACAACUGUCAAAUAGCCACAAUGGAAAGGAGCUGUGUGACUUUAAGCCACGUGAAGACAACUUCAAAGAACCUUCAUGUAGUCUGACACACAAAGAUAUUCAAAACAGAGGAAACAUUUAUGAUUGUGUUCAGUAUGGACAAGCCAUUCCUACUUGGCCUGAGGAAAACUCUUCUGCAGACAAAGGUCCUGAAUUAAGCCAGUAUGAAAAAGACAUCAGUCUGGCUGCAAGUGAUGUUUACCAGACAACAUGUGUACAAGCCAAAUUCCUCGAAUCUAGUGAAUUUCAGCAAGCCUUGGAUAGUCAGUCAUAUCUUCAGGCAUCUGGGAGAACUCACAGUGAAGACAAACUCUUUAAAUGGGUACGGUGUGGUGAUGCUUUUAACCCAGCUGUGGGUCAAACAUGCACUGGAAAAAAAUCCUAUGAAUGUAAUGAAUGUGGGAAAAGUUUUAAAUAUUCUGCCAACCUUAAUAUUCAUAUGCGUACCCACACUGGGGAGAAACCUUAUCAAUGUAAGGAAUGUGGGAAAGCUUUUUCUAGGUGUUACCCUCUAACUCAGCACUUAAAAACUCACACUGAAGAGAAACCCUUUGAAUGUAAGGUUUGUGGAAAAUGCUUUAGAAAUUCCUCAUGCCUUAAUGAUCACUUUCGAGUUCACACUGGAAUAAAGCCCUAUAAAUGUAAGGACUGUGGCAAAGCCUUCACAGGGCGCUCUGGCCUUAGUAAACAUUUACCAACACAUACUGGAGAGAAGCCUUAUAAAUGUAAGGAAUGUGGGAAAGCCUUCACUUCAACCUCAGGCCUUAUUAAACAUAUGAAAAGUCAUAUGGGAGAGAGACCCUUUGAAUGUGAUCAUUGUGGAAAAGCUUUUGCUUCUUCCUCAACUCUUAUUACACAUUUGAGAACACACACUGGAGAGAAGCCCUAUGAGUGUAAAGUAUGUGGGAAAGCGUUUACAUGUUCCUCUUACCUUCGCAUUCACAUGCGGACUCACACUGGAGAGAAGCCCUAUGUAUGUAAGGAAUGUGGCAGAGCCUUCACUGAGCGCACAAGUCUUACUAAACAUUUACGAACACACACUGGAGAAAAUCCCUUUGAAUGCAAUGUGUGUGGAAAAGCAUUUGCAUGUUCUUCCUACCUUCAUAAUCACAUACGGACUCACACUGGAGAGAAACCUUAUAUAUGUAAGGAAUGUGGAAAAGCCUUUACUGUUUCUUCACAUCUGAGUAAACAUGUAAGAAUUCACACAGGGGAGAAACCUCAUAAGUGUGAGGAAUGUGGGAAAGCAUUCACUGUGCGUUCUGGUCUCACAAAACAUAUACGAACUCACACUGGGGAGAAGCCCUAUACUUGUAAAGAAUGUGGGAAAGCCUUUACUACAUCUUCAGGCCUCCUUGAACAUAUAAGAAGUCACACAGGAGAGAAACCAUAUGAAUGUGACCAGUGUGGAAAGGCCUUUGCUUCUUCUUCAUAUCUUAUUGCACAUCUGAGAAUUCAUACUGGAGAGAAGCCCUUUGAGUGUAAUGUGUGUGGGAAGGCAUUUACAUGUUCCUCCUACCUUCACAUUCACAUGCGAACUCACACUGGAGAGAAACCCUAUGAAUGUAAGGAGUGUGGGAAAGCUUUUGCUGUUUACUCACAUCUAAGUAAACAUGUCAGAAUUCACAGUGGGGAGAAAGCCUAUAAAUGUAAAAGUUACGGAAUACCUUUCAGUAGUUCUCAUAUUUCAGGACACAUAAAAACCCUUGAGAUAAAUUCUUUGGUUGGAAGGAAUGAAGAGACUGCUUUAGGAAGUUCUAUUGCUUUAACAGUGCAUUCAAAUUCACAGUGGCAAGAAAGCUUAUCAGUGUAAGCCAUUUGUAAAGUGAUUAUAUACUAGUUGGCUUUAAAGAUGUGAAAGAACUCAUGUUGCAAAGAUGCCUCAUGAACUCAAAGAGUAUGGGAAGUCAUCAGAAUGCUCAAAAUCAAGUUCACAUGAACCCACUUUGAAGCUGCACAGUGUCAGAAAUUGGAAAGCCUUCACUGUUUCAUGGGCUUUUUAGAAGUAUGUGAGAGAAACUAUUGAUAUACAAUGUGGAAAAUUGUAUUUCUGCUCAUUGCUUUUAUUACCUAUAGUGGAGGAUUUUGUGAAAGUAAGAAAUGUUGGAAAGUAAUUAUUUACAUUAGUCAUCAACAUUCAGUAAACAUGAAGUGGUUCACACUUGGGAAAAUGUGUGUAUAGAAUAUGGAGGUUGUUUCUUUGUCUUAAGAUCUUGUAUACUAACAGAAACUUGGCUUUCUUGAUAGUUUUAUAAAUUUGUUUUAACCAUUUUUUUGCAUUUUCAAUAUUUGAGAUAUUUUUAAUAUUUGCACUUAAUGACUUUCCAGUCUUUAAAAUCUAUUUAAGAUGUAUAAGAUUCUGUGGAGUAUAUACACACAAAACAAUUAUCAGUUUAAUUAAAAUGUGAUACAGUAAUUUGGUUUUGGUGUUAUGAAGCAAUUUUUACUCUCUUAGAAAAUUCAGGUAAAGUACAUUGUUAACUAUAUUCAUCAACUGAACUCUUAAGUUAUCUUGUAACUGAAAGUUUAUAACCUUUAACAAUAACUCAUAAACAUUAACUCUUAGCUCUUGGUAACCACAAUUACAUUUUUUUCUUCUGUUUGACUCUAUCACCCUCUUUUGAAGACAGGGUCUCACUAUGUAGUUCUGACUAUCUUGUAACUUACUAUGUAGACCAGCCUGGCCUUGAACUUACAGAGAUCUGCCUCCCAAGUGCUGGGAUUAAAUGCACACAUAACCUCACCCAUUUACACUCCAUGUUUAAAUAUUAUAAUGUAUUUUUAGUUUUUGUCUUGGUUUAUUUUGAUAUAACAAAAUGUCUUCUAGUUUCAUGCCUGUUGUCUUGCAUGACAGAAUUUCCUUUAAGAAAUGAAAAGGGUAGACAUUCUACUCUUUACGAACAGACUCAAAACAUUUGUAUGUAUGUGUACAUGUGAUGUGAGUGUGCAUGCAUCUCUGUAGGAGUAUGGGCUCUACAGUGUGCAUAUAGAGGUCAAAGGAGAACCUUGGGUUUCAUCCUUGCCUUCUACCUUAAAACAGUCAAUUUCUCAUCUUGCCAGUCCCUAUGGAAGUUUCUUUACACAAAUGAACACUUAGGUUGUUUCCAUACUCUAUUGUUGGAAAUAAAUUGAACUGCUACAUUGAACAUAGAUUGCAAAUAUCUCAGUAAGCAUUCCUUAAGUUUAUGCCCAUAAUCAGUCUGUCGGAUUAUUUAGUUGGUGUAUUUAUAGUUUUAUGAGGAGCUUUGACACUGUUUUUCAGAUAGCUCUACCAAUUUUUCUUCCAUUCAGAAUGACAGUAUAUGCAAACAUUUUUGUCUUUCUUUUUUUUUUUUUUUUUUUUUGGUUUUUCGAGACAGGGUUUCUCUGUGUAGCUUUGCGCCUCUCCUGGAACUCACGUGGUAGCCCAGGCUGGCCUCGAACUCACAGAGAUCCGCCUGGCUCUGCCUCCCGAGUGCUGGGAUUAAAGGCGUGCGCCACCACCGCCCGGCUGUCUUUCUUAUUUAGAUGUCUUUUAUUUCUUUUUCUUAUUUAAUUGGCUCAAAGUUGCAGUAUCAUGAUGAAUAUAAGGGAUGCUGUUGUUCUUGAUCUUAAAGGAAAAGCUCUGGAGUUUUUACUGAUUAUGAUGAUAGUCACUGGCUUGUCAUACAUGUAUAGUCAUUAACAAAUUAAGGUGCAAUCAUUUCUAUAUUAAAUAUAUUAAAUAUUUGUUGAGAGUAUCAUGAAA